UCCAGCACAAUAUUUGAUCAGGCGUCUGGGCGGGCACCAUCCUUGGCAAAUUGAAACUUGCACACACAUACUGUUUAAUACAUAGGAGGAUCACACAGGCAAACACUGAAGCUCUGGAAAAAGGUGUCUCUUCUGAGUCUGGGUUGGUGCAAAGUUUGUGACACAAUGCACUGGGUUCCUGUUCUUAUUAUAGCUGCUCUCUGUGGAGUGAGCUUGAGCCAGUAUGAUGACCAGUAUGAUGACAUCUUCUGGCUGCAACAGUAUUUACGCAGCCAGUCUUCAUCUUACAGCUACUCACCAUAUUACGAAGAUGAGAUUCCCCCAUACUCUUCCUACUCCUACGCACCAGCUGAAUCCUCUGUCGGGGAGCCUGUUCCUGAACCACCUGUAUCUAGGGAAUGCCCCCAGGAAUGCGAAUGCCCACCCAACUUUUCUUCUGCCUUGUACUGUGACACUCGCAACCUCAGAUAUCUUCCUUUUGUGCCAUCCCGGAUGAAAUAUGCUUACUUCCAAAACAACCAAAUUAUGGCUAUUCAAGAGGGAGCCUUUGACAAUGCUACCAGCCUGGAGUGGCUUGCCUUACAUGGCAACCAAAUUACCAGUGAAAAGAUGGGAAAGAGGGUCUUUGCUAAGCUCAAGAAUCUAGAGAGGUUGUACCUUGACCAUAACAACCUGACCAAGAUGCCUACCCCUUUACCACGGUCCCUGCGAGAACUUCACCUGGCAUAUAAUCAAAUCUCCAAGGUUCCAUCCAAUGCCCUUGAAGGCUUAGAGAAUCUCACUGCCCUGUAUCUCAGCCAUAACCAGAUCCAUGAAAUUGGCUCAAACCUCAAGGGGUUAAAGUCUCUGAUUCUUGCAGACCUAAGCUAUAACCAACUCAGAAGAGUCCCUGAUGGCCUUCCAAGCUCCUUGGAACAGCUCUAUCUAGAGCAUAACCACAUACACACUAUCCCUGAUGACUACUUCAAGGUUUCUCCAAAAUUGCUCUAUGUACGAAUGUCUCACAACAGCCUUUCAAGUGAUGGGCUCUCCCCCAAUGCCUUUAAUGCCAGCAGCCUCCUGGAAUUGGAUCUCUCUUACAACAGGCUUCAGAAGAUACCACGCGUCAGUACAAGCCUUGAGAAUCUCUACCUCCAAGGGAACCAAAUAAAUGAAUUCACCAUCAGCAGCUUCUGCACCAUUGUAGACAUCAUGAAUUUUUCCAGGCUACAAGUCUUGAGACUGGAUGGGAAUGAUAUCCAUCGGAGUAAUGUGCCCUCUGAUGCCCCACUCUGCCUGCGAUGGGCCAGUGUCAUAGAGAUUUAGCCACUGCCUUUCUUUAUUUUCUUAAACAGUCAGAAAAAGGCCAAAUCCUUCUUGCAAUCACAUUUGGGGGGAGGGGAUAGAGGCCUACAUUCUCAAGUUAACACUGCUUAAUUUGAUUUGGCUUUUGCAAUUGUAUAAUGUAGGAAAGACUGGUAACAUGAUCCAACAGAUGUGGCACAUAUUAGCCAUUCUGGUGAUGACACAUAUAUGCAAGCAAAAUCUUUGACCACCUUUACCACACCUUCUCUCUGUUCUACCUCUCUCAGCAGCUGAACUGUAACUUUCUCUUAUUGAGAUACUGUCAGGCAGUGUUUGUCUCUCCUUUUGGGUAGGUAGUGGAGAAGAUGUUUGUUGCUGCUGUUGUUUCAUUUCACAUGCAUUGCUUUAGAAGUUUAGUGCCUUUCGGCUAUGUUGCUCCAUGUAGGAGGGACGCAAGGGGAAAAGAGCAUGUAUAUGUUGUUGGGAGGCAGACAGAGAAGACUGAAGUCAAACAAAAUGAAAACAGAUUAAACAACUGGUCGCACAACAAGGAGAAAUUAGAGAAACAGGGUGGGGAAACAGCAAAAGAAACAGAAAGAGGGAGAAAAUUACUGACAGGGUAGGAGCCAGCUUUUCAGAUGGUUUUCAAACAUGAAUAUGGCUCCCCUGGUAUCAAGCUGCUGAUUAAGUAGCAUCCUCCUACCAUUUUAUCUCUCUAUUUUUAAUUUGUUUUUUUCCAUAUUGAUUAGAACAACACACAAAUAAAUGAGUGAGGAAUCAAAAGCCACACAGUCACUCAAACACAUGUAAUAACAAAAUGACAUACUGUAAUCAUGAUGCAGUAUAUCAAAUUCUACCAUGCAGUUCCCAAAUCAUAUCACUCAUAAAAAUGUUCAUCAUGAUUGCUAUGGAAGGAUACAAGAUAAAUGUACCCCCAAAUACUUUCACAACUCCAGAGAGAGUAAUUUUGUUACUUCACUGUUCUUACACUUUUUAAAACGUUCAACAGCCAUGUUUUAAUGUCAACUUUAUAUUUUACUUCUUCCACUUUUGUGUAGUCAGUAACUUGGUGGCAGAAAGAUUUAGAAAAAUGCUUCCAUCUGGAUUUUGAAGCUAUUGUUUUUAGACAGAUUUAAAGAGCAAUUACUGGGUCAGUUACUAAAGUCCUCCAAAUCAUUUAUAGUUUCUCACAACUAGGCAGGUCCAUUAUAUGUGUGGAAAAUCCAUAUUCACACUACAUUUGUGUGGGUAGAAAAACAUUCAAAGGAGAAAAAGGAAUUUUAAUGGAUGUGUACAUUUAUGAUGGUACUGAGCCAUACUUGGAGCUUUGGAUACACUGCAUAUUAUUAACCUCUUUCAGCCUUGACUGGAAAGCUUUUUUUUUCAGGCCCCUGCUAUAGAGCAGUUCAGUUUAUUAAUCAGUGCUUGCAAAAUACAGAAUUUCUUUCCAUAUGCUGCUUCUAUGCAUAUAAAGAAUGUUCCUGUUACUGAAGUAACGUUCACAACCAGUUAUAAAAUGUAAUGUGAACCAAGUCAGCAUUAAAGUAUCUGGCAAGAACCCACCAUUAUUCAGCAAGGUAUUAUUUCAGCAGCAUAUCAUGAAAAACUGAGAGAUUUAUGGUUAUACUAUUCUAUAAGUGUCCAUUUGGGUAUACCAAUCCAGUUCAAAUCCAAUCACAUUCAUUCUUUCAACAGAAUCCUAUUCUAGCUUCCCGUGUUUUAAUUGCAUUAGUUGUGACUUUUUGCUUGGCUGUAGAAACAUCUGGGCUGUAUUUUGUGCACUCAGUAGCAUCAAAGCCUGCCCCAAGAAUUUACAUCACCUUUCUUCUUGCAGCUCUCAUCAUUUAGCCUUUGAAUUCCUGUGUUUCUUUAUGAUUCAUGGAGGAGAGGGUAGGAGGCAUACAUAGAAGGAGGAGUGAAUAUUAUAGAGAUCCUGAGACAUUCAAAAUGGCAUCAAAUUCUUUUGUAUUUAAAGUGCAUGCUGAUAAUAUAAAAGAAAUAUGUAGAAGUAUGAACUGUAGAUAUCAUUACUGAUCAAUAAAAUAGUUUUUAUAAUUGCA
This is a messenger RNA of Sceloporus undulatus (fence lizard), 3344 nucleotides long. It is a transcript of the gene FMOD, whose product is annotated as fibromodulin. The transcript has 3 exons. The coding region runs from base 166 to 1305 and encodes 379 amino acids. The record is from RefSeq and is a predicted model, not a curated record. Gene Ontology annotation, molecular function: protein binding. NCBI's taxonomy places the organism in Eukaryota, Metazoa, Chordata, Lepidosauria, Squamata, Phrynosomatidae.